This is a messenger RNA of Pyricularia oryzae 70-15, 1032 nucleotides long. RefSeq lists its product as uncharacterized. The coding region runs from base 346 to 1002 and encodes 218 amino acids. Gene Ontology annotation, cellular component: MICOS complex; mitochondrial crista junction. The transcript has 2 exons. Lineage: Eukaryota; Fungi; Ascomycota; Sordariomycetes; Magnaporthales; Pyriculariaceae. The record is from RefSeq and is a predicted model, not a curated record. Gene Ontology annotation, biological process: cristae formation.
UCUUUCCGUUCGGCUCUCCCAACCCGCAUUUCGUCACCACCUCAAACAAACCGUGCUGGCGGCUCAGGAAAUGAAGCUGGCUAGUAUUGUUUUGCUAGUGCAUACCUAAACGGCCUUGCAUUUUCCAUUCCUUCGACCCCAGGCCGGAGUCGUCUAGAUUUAGCGCAAUCCAAAGACUUUACAAGGAAAUGCGAUGAUUUAAAACGCCAAUUGACACAAUCGAGAGCUUCGGGCCCAAUUGCAGUAUUGUCUGCUCAUCUGUCCGGUCGAAACGAGACAAGGCGCGGAAACAACAUAUACUUUUCUAUACGAAGUUGCUACUCAGCACCAGUCAGACCUAACAUAAUGGGCUUUGCAUCAGGAUUCACGGGCGGGGUGACGCUCACGUUGGGAAUCGCCUACUUGGCCGUGCAAGCCCACCAGCGGAACCGCCAAACACAAGGCGAACUCCUUCGCGCCCAAACCCACCUACUAAAUGCGACGACAGCACCCUCCGACGCGCGCCUACCUGAGAUCCUCUCCCCGCCAUCCACGACGGAGCGGGCUGUCCUCCCACGGACCGAUUUUAUCGAGACGGCCAAGGAUCGGUGGAACCACGAGGUGUUAAGGCUCGCGCAUCUGGUGCAGAGCCGCGAUGCGGUCGAAGCUGUCGAGGAGGUGGAGGACGCCGUCGUGCGCGGCCUAGCCAAGGCUGGUGCUGCGGCAGGCGCUGCAGUCGACAACGGCGUCCCUGUCGCGGCUGAGUCGACCAAGGGCGCCGUGGCCUCGCUGGUCGGCAAGGCUAAGGCUGCAGUCGGUCGGGCGCAGGACAAGCUCUCUGGUGCGGCAACGAAGGGCUCCGAGGUCAUCGCGGUCGAGGCCCCCCUUUCUGCCGUCGAGCGCGCAUUGCAGCAGCGUUUCGAAAGCCGGGAGAGCAUCUUGGAAAAGAGCGUUGAGGAGGCGCUCAAUGAGAGAUAUAAACCCGUUGAGGAACAGAACCAUGCUGUCCUGCGUGGGUUAUAGGCAAUGAAAAUUUGCGAGCAAGGGGGGGGG